UCCAACUUGGACACUAUCGGAUAUCAGAUUUACACACGCCUACUUUCACAACACUGACCUCAAACUAAUCUCUUUUCUCUCUUAUUCAUCUAUCUAUAUACAUAACCCUCAACACCCAUUUAUUUUCACGUCCAAAAUUAUCAUCUUUUUCAGCAACAUAACCCAACAUGGAGAUGAAUUCAGAUCCUAGUGUUAUGUCUGAGGCAGAAUAUGAAGAUGAUACUUUCUAUGCAGAGAUUAGGAGGCAGAUUCUGCUAUUGACAUCAGAAGACAACGAGGAUUUUGAUUUAUUACAAACAAGAAGUUUCAAUUCUAUAAAUGUCACUGAUGGUGGUUCAGCAAGGUCAGUUUUCAGAUUUAGCUGCGCAUCACCACCUCCAAGCAAUUUUUGUUUAUGGGAAAGACAUGGUUCUGGUUCACCACCCCUUUGGCUUGUGAACUUAUGGAAGGGUGGUAAGGGUACUGGGGUGUUCAUUCCCCAAGUGGCAUCCAGAAAAAUUCAUAGACCAGGAAAACUGAAUAGCAGGAAAAAGGUCUAUAGACCAGUGGAUAACAAAAGUUGAAGAAUCUUAGAUAGAUUGGUUGAAGUUGAAUAUGCUUGAUCUUAAUCUAUAUGUAGCAUAGGAUACAAUGAUGAUGUUGCAUCAGUGGAAGAAUUACAGAACAUAAAAGGGUGAAAAGUUUGUACAACUACUGUUCAUUUAUGUACAGAUCUUAGUUAUUAUAGGGGAGUAAAACAAAAUUUGUGCAGAUUGUUUAAUGUAAUUUUCUGUUCUGUUCCAUAAAAAAACACAUCAUAUUGUUCGCAUUUCAAUGUAGAGCUUUUGUUUUUAUA
Messenger RNA from Vigna unguiculata (cowpea), 835 nucleotides. RefSeq lists its product as uncharacterized. Lineage: Eukaryota; Viridiplantae; Streptophyta; Magnoliopsida; Fabales; Fabaceae. The record is from RefSeq and is a predicted model, not a curated record.